GUUGCCAGCUCUAAUGACAAUGCUCCAACCACCGGCGCCGCUGCGAUGCUCCUCAACUACCGACCUUCCACGCCGCCACUCGCCGACGCCGACCACCACCUCCCCAACACGCCGCAGCACUGCCUCGGGGAACUCCCCUCCUUUUGCUGCCGGAAAUCCGGCAACGAACCAUUCGCUGCCCGCGUCGUUCUGGCCGCCGUCGACUGGACCUCUGCCCGCCGGACGUGCACCAAGGAGUGGCUCAAGAAUCCCAUGAGCAUUGCGCUGCUGCUCUGGCUGCUCUGCGUCGGCGUCUCCGGCGGCAUGCUGGUGCUCCUCCUCCUGGGCCUGCUCGACGGGGCGUUCCCGGCGCCGGCGGAAAGGAAGCGCUGGGUCGAGAUCAACAACCAGGUCCUCAACGCGCUCUUCACGCUGAUGAGCAUCUACCAGCACCCCGCGCUCUGCCACCAUCUCUUCCUCCUCUGCCGCUGGCGCCCCCACGACGCCGCCGACCUCCGCGCCGCCUACUGCAAGAGCGCCGCGCCGCGCGCCGGCGAGCGCGCGCACAUGGCCGUCGUCGUGGCGCUGCUGCAUCUCACCGUCGCGUGCCAGUACGUGCUCUGCGGCUUCUACUGGGGGUACACCAAGACCACCAGGCCCGAGCUCGGCGAGGACGGCUUCCUCGUGCUCGGCGUCGUCGCGCCGGUCGCCGCUGCCGUGUACACCAUGUGCAGUCCCUUGGGCAAAGACGGCCACGAGCUCGGCUGCUCCAAUUCAGUCUCGAAGACACAGUCACAAAUGCAGCCCACCUCCAGUGGGCAUGGGCACGUCGUCGUGAUCGAGCCCGAGUGGGCCGGCGGCAUGUUCGAUUUCGGCGGCGGCGACACGUCGUCGGCCUGGUGCCUCUCCCUGCCGUGCACCUUCUUCUGCGUGUUCGGGUGGAACUUGGAGAGGCUGGGUUUCGGCAACGCGUACGUGCACGCCGUCACGUUCGCGCUGCUGUGCUUGGCGCCGCUCUGGGUGCUGGGCGUCUCGGCGCUGCACAUCCGCGACCGCGUCAUCGGUGACAUGGUCGGCGGCGCCGGCGUGGUUCUCUGCGCCUGCGGGCUGCUCUACGGCGGCUACUGGAGGAUCCAGAUGCGGAAGAGAUUUGGCCUUCCGGGGAGCAGGGCGUGCUGCGGCUCCAAGUCGCUGACGGACUACGUGCGGUGGCUCUUGUGCUGGCCGUGCGCGCUGGCACAGGAGGUGCGCACGGCCAACCUCUAUCACGUCGACGGCGAGAUCCUCUACUCCAAGGUGGAUGACGGUGGCCACGAGGAGAGGCAGCCGUUGCUCCUAGUUCCCUGCAGUGAUGAUCAUGACGAAACCACGACGAUGGCUCCACCGGUGGUUCAUCAGGUUGUAGUGGUUCAAGUCGAGGAUGAAAAACCUGACGAAUGCAGCAGCGUUCUUCACAGUGAGACGGUCAAUUCUUCGAUUCCAACAUCGGUGAUGCUGAGGAAGGAGUAUGAAUCUUUGUCAGAGUCGAGCCGAGCAAUGUUGAAUGAUUAUGAUCGUAGAUUAUCAUCUGCUGGAAAUUGGAGGCUGGAGAAGGUGAAGAAGCUCAUCAAUAUGGUGACUCUGCUGUCGCUGCUCAUUAUUUUGUACACAAGGGGAAUUAUUCUCUAGAGAAGCAGAAGAUAUCGGACAUGUUGGAUUUGGAUUUGCAUGCUAUAGAUUACAUGUAAACUCUUUCUCCACUCUUUUUUAUCUUGGUGAAAACAGGAUUAAAGGAAUUCAGUUUGUUAUGGAGUUCAUUGCUGUGUAUAUAUACUAA
Messenger RNA from Panicum virgatum (switchgrass), 1795 nucleotides. RefSeq lists its product as uncharacterized. NCBI's taxonomy places the organism in Eukaryota, Viridiplantae, Streptophyta, Magnoliopsida, Poales, Poaceae. Gene Ontology annotation, molecular function: cyclase activity. The record is from RefSeq and is a predicted model, not a curated record. The coding region runs from base 46 to 1647 and encodes 533 amino acids. The transcript has a single exon. Gene Ontology annotation, biological process: sesquiterpene biosynthetic process.